This is a messenger RNA of Taeniopygia guttata (zebra finch), 7562 nucleotides long. NCBI's taxonomy places the organism in Eukaryota, Metazoa, Chordata, Aves, Passeriformes, Estrildidae. The record is from RefSeq and is a predicted model, not a curated record.
CAACUACCUGCCCUGGCAGAGGGGCCCCCCCGGCGGCCCCCAGCAGGGAGCGGGGGACCUCUUUUACUCGGCCGAGAUCGAGCUGCUGUGCGACCAGGCGUGGGGCAGCAUGCUGGAGGUGCCCGCCGGCUCCCGCCUCAACCUCACCGGCCUCGGCUACUUCUCCUGCCACUCGCACACCGUCAUGCAGGGCUACGCUUAUUUCUUCUUCCUCCGAAUGGAUGAGAACUACAUCCUCCUGCCACAUGGAGUCAACUUCCAGGAGGCGAUUUUCCCUGACACCCAGGAGAACAGAAGAAUGUUUGCCAGCCUUUUCCAGUUUUCAAACUGCUCACAGGCACAGCACAUGCUGAGCUUCUCCAGUGACUGGGAGAUCCAAGAGGACAACCGGCUCAUGUGCUCCUCGGUGCAGAAGGCCCUGUUUGAGGAGGAGGACAGGGUGAAGAAGCUGCAGCAGAAGGUGGCGGCGCUGGAGAAGCGCAACAAGCAGCUGCGAGAUCGAGUGAAGAAAGUCAAGAGGUCCCUGCGGCAAGCCAGGAAAAACUCCAGGCACAUGGAACUGGUGAACCGAAAGCUCAGUGAGAAACUUUCUUCUGCAGGUGGCCAAAUCCCCUAUAUUAACUCUUUGAAGCAGGAGAACUCCCAUGGUACCUACCUGAAAGUAUAAUGCAAGGAAUCCACAGCAAUUCAGACAGGUUACAAGCAAUGACUGAAAAUUCUUCAGCUGCAGAGAGUCAGACAAAUCUCCUUUUAACCACUGUUCAUUGGCUGAUCCCCAGUGUUGUACCAUGGCUGGAUAGUACAGUGCAGUGUGAUGGUCCCAGUGCUGCCACUUGCUAACAGCCUCUGCCAGAGAUCACCACCUGUAGUUACAUCCUGAUGUCACCUGCAAAGUCCGUUCUGUAGCCACAUAUUUGAUACCUCACCUUAUGGAGACAAAAACCAUCAUCAAUCUGAAAUUGCUCCAAGACAGAGUGCAUGGUCGAAAAAUAAAGAAGAAAUUCUUUCUUGUGAGGUUAGUGACACACAGGCACAGGCUGCCCAGAGAAGCUGUGGAUGCCCCAUCCCUGGAAGUGUUAAAGGCCAGGUUGAGUGGGACUUCGAGCAACCUGGUCUAGUGGAAGGUGUCAUUGCUCAGAGCAAUGACAACUGAAAGUGCAGUCAGAGCUGUGGGCAGCCUGGGGACAGGUACUGGGGUCCCAGAUCCAGCCCUGAUCAAUGGAGAGUGGUUAGUGCUGCACUUGGAGCACCCGUGACAUGUACUUCAUUCUGUGCACUGACUCAGGGGCUAAAUGGGCUGGAGAAAUCAAAAUGUAAUCCCACUGUUUAAUUAAAAGAUAAUGGAAGCUUUCCAGCCACAUUGUAACAGCCCAUGCAGAGACAAAAGUCCCUGUUCUCCUAUAGGGAUAAAAUAAAAUGCAUUGUCACGCUGGGGAUCAAGCUGAUCUGAACUUCAUAUUCCUCAUCUGCUGUAUUCUUAAUUCUCAUUGCUUUUAAAUGACUGCAGAUUUUCUUUGGUUUUGCAAAUUCAGUUUUGAAGCAGAUUCUUUGUAUUCCUUAUGGAAUAGGUUUCAGGAUAUAUGAACAGGGCUGGUGGGGGGCUUUGCACUGCUGGUAAGUAAUGAUAUUUUCUCUGCAGCAGGAGCCAGGGUCAAGUGAGAUGCAAAGUACAGUGUUCACUGAUGAGCAAGGAGUGGGAGGAAGCAGCAUAUUUCCAGCCAUAAAACAGGGGGACAUUAAGAAGUUACAGGCAGCUCUGGCAACACAGAGCUCAUUAACCCAGUGGGUAGAAAAUACACUGCAGAUGCAUCAGCCUUGCUGGAAAUCCAGAGGGGAAGAGGUGGAAAGGAACUGUGCAGGCUACAGGAAGCUGCCAGUGGUGAUGGAGGGCAGCCACGCCCAUGCUUCUCAUGAAUGUCACAAAACAAAAUAGGGAGAAAAUUGUCCUUCUCACGGGUAGUGUUGAGUGCUCUGCCUAAUGUGUUCAUCUGGGCACCAAACUGACAGCAAAGAGAACAGGGCAUGAGUCAAACCUCUGGGGACGUGAUGAAAGACCUCAAAACGCACAGAGAAUUGGGCUUUCACAGCAGGAGGGAUCCCAGCAUGUACUCUAGCCACUGGGCUACAGUUCUCUUUUGGGAUAUAAGUAGGUUUUUAGGUCUUCUCCUAAACAACUUGCUUGCAAAGGUAAAGGAAAUCUGAGAAAUGGGAACUGGAACCAGGUUUUAGCUUCACAUUUUACUGUUUUCUUUCUCUCAUUCUUCCUCUGUAGGGAUGUUUGCUGAGGUGCUAAGUUUUCUCUUUCUGAAAACCUACAUUUGGAGGAAGAGCCAAGGACACUGCAGAUUGAUUUUCUGAGCUUUGCUCAGACUCCAUAAUACAAGUGGCAAUUUAGUAGGAUAAGCUCAUUCCUUUUUUCACUUUUAUGGAUUUUAUUAAGAAGCAUGAGCAGGCAAGAAUUCCUCUAAGCAAUCAUAUUACCAGCCUAAUUUGCUAGACUUUCAUUAAAACAAUUAAAGAUAGAAUGAUGCAAUGACCCAGUUCAGGACCCAAUUAAGACUGAAUCAAUAAAUCAGUAGGUUUAAAUCACCACCAUAAGGCCACAGAUAAUCAAAACAAGUUAUGAGGCUGAAGCUGAACAGAAUGACUGCAUUAUAUCACCACAAGAGAAUUUAAAGAAUGAAAUACUUCACAGUUGAGGUGCUCAGCUCAUCUUGCUACAACCAGCUUAGUGGCAAUGGGCACAACCUGGUACAGGUCCAUCAGCUGCUGGGGACCACGGCCUGGGUGCACAGCACAACAGCCCUGCCAGGCCAUCCAUAGCUGCAGGUAUCCCUGGACAUGGUGACUUCCAGGAACAGGUGUCAGGACCCCGUCCAUCUGUUCAGCCACAUUUGGUGCUAAAUUGUCUCAUCAGUCUGUCACCACCUUCUUUGGACAGGUAAGUGCAGCCCCCAAGGUGUCCUGCUAACAAACCCAUCUUAACCACAGCUGUUGGCUCUUUCCUGAAGGUCUCUGACUUUCUUCCAGAGGAAUUGCUGGACACUCGGUUCUCUCCAUAGAUUUAAUGGGUACCAUCGGUAAACUCAAGCAUGUGGUGCCCUCUGCAUACUGCAAAUACUUAGACAGGGAAGAAGUUCCUCAAUUCAAGCCUCCAAGGUGACUGCCAGUGGACUCAGCAGUGAACUUGGUAUUUGGUGGCAACAAAGCUGCACACUGUCUUCAGAAUUCAGCCCCAGCUUGAUCAAAGAUGAAUUCCCUCUUUAGAUAUUGUGACCAAAAAGUAAUUGAAAUACAUGGCAAAAUCCUAUCAUUUGAGUACUGACAAGGCACAGCAGAAUAGUUCCCAACCUUCAAUUAAUGCCAUGUUUCCCUCUGCUUUAGUCUGAUAGAGACACUGUAAUAAUAUAAUAUUGUAUAAUAUAAUACAGAUCAUAUAAUAUAGCAUUCUAUUGUAUUGUACUACCAUAUAUUAUAACUCCAAGUGUGUGUCCAUCAUAUACCUGUGUUCUAUUUGUUGAGAACGGGAGUUCAUCUGUCAACUCCCACUGAAGGUCUAUAUGGGCUCACCAAGACUAUAAUUUUGGUUUUUCUUUGUAGUGGAAAAGGGCUCUGAUCCACUUAGGUGCUACACUGAGCUGUGCUGGGUCAAAGGAGGGAAAGUUGCAUUUCAGACGCUACUUUGAGCAAAUGCAAACUUGAAGAUGUGAUAUGUAAUUCUUAAUAUGGUUGGUAGCUGGCCUGCAACAAAAAGAAGCAUUAGUUUGAGAUUUAUUAUGCAUUUCUGGUCACUGUUAGACUGCAAGCUGAGGCACAGAUGUGAACACAGCUCUUUCUUCUGCCCUAAAGAAAGAAAAUGAAAAACAUACAAGAGUCUAUAUGGCGCCAAAGAAAGCACAAAGUUCGUGAGUUUGAUGGGAACAAUAAAUUGCCUCUCAGUUCUAUUAUUAUUAAUUUCCCUAAACAAAACACUUUCAUGAAGAAGGUAAAUGAAUCAUUAGUUGACUGUAACUUUAUCAGAAUAUUGAAAUUAUAAAAAGAAGAAUCCCAAAGAUUAAAAAAGAAAACAAACUCUUGAAAUCAGGGUAAGCACACAAAGUUUGGAAGUCAGGAAUUUAUCCCAGUGUAAUCCAGGAAAGCCCAAACGCCAAACAAUCUGGAAAUACUCAAUUGAAUACUUGCAGUGGUAGUCCAGAUGGUCCUUCUUCCCCACCCCCAUAGAUAUAAAAAAUGGUUAACACCAAAACAAUUCAGUACAGUUGAGAGGGUCCACCAAAGAGGGACUCAGAUGUGCUGGGCAGGGCACAUGCCCAUGGUGAUGUAGGAGGAUUUUCUCCCUGAGGGAUGCCCAGAGCUGGGAGGAAGCAUAAAAUGGUGGGAAGAGCGCAUCCUUUUAUCCCUAUGACAGCUUAGAGUGUCCUGGGAUUGCUUUUGGGCAGUGCAGGCCCAUGUUGUCUCCUCAUGGAAAGCUGCCCAAAGGGAUCUCACAAGAUCAAUGUGGUUUUGUGGAUUCACAGAGCUGAAGGUUUGGCCUGAAGGAAGAGAUUCAAUGUAGGCAUUAUCACAGAGGGUAGGACAGUUUACAGUGCACAAGCACUGAUUUGAAAGCUCUGUGCAGAAUGUCUUCCUCAGCAUCACCUGCUCCUGAACCACAGGGGUAUAUCCCUACUCAGGUUGGAUGUUCCUCCAAAUUGUGCACCUGUGCUUUCUCUGCUUUAACAGGUAUCCCUCAUUCAAAACUCCUCUUAGCUGUGAAAAAAGAGCUGCCACAGCCUUCUGGUUGAGAGCAGGAAUGAGAAAUGGUGUUGGUGCAGCACAAGGAAAGGCUGAUGUGUGGCAUAAGCCACAGUGCAUACCAACACUCUGAAAGCCUUCAAAGUAAGGGUAUCCCCCUUCCCUCCAGUGCAAACAUGGCUGUGGAUUUUGGCAAGGUUGCAAGCAAAAUAUUUUAUACAGUUGCAUCUUGGUCUUGUCCCUCUGGCUUCUCUGUACUAAUGUUUUAUCUCCCUUGUUGCAAACAGCCAAGAAUUUGUGGCUGAGCACAUAGCAGCAAAGAUGUACAAAGACGAAGUGAAUAUUGACAUGAGAUCGUCCGGAUGUCAUGGCUGAGGAUUUCAGUGGUCCUGGGGUGACCUUCUGCCCAGUCUCUCUGGGAGCUUGGAAGAGCCUGCUGGACUCUGAGUGACCACUGAAUCUAUGGGGGAACCCAUGACUUUAAAACCAAAACAUGAAAAAGUUUUCCCGGCUGAGAUUUUAAUUUCAUGGUGAAAUGUGGGGUAAACCUUUAUCUACUGUAAGUGCCACAUUUGAGCCAAAUCCAGCUAACAUAUACACAUGAGAAUGAGUCCUUAGUGUGAAAGGAUUGUCAGAGUUCAGGCUUAUGUCACGUGGAAAGACAGCACAGUCUUUCUACAGGAUCUGCUGCUCUUCCUGACGCUGCAAAUCAUGUGCUUGUGCCUCAGUGUCACACACCACGUCCAACACACUUCCAGGCAGCAUUUUUGUACAUGGAUGUACUUUUCCAAAGGUGUAUUUUGCCAUGGAUGUGCUUUUUCUGGAGCACAAAUUGAAGGUUAUCUUACCUGUCCUGGUACAACCCACUAUCAAAACAUAAUUCUGAGAACACAGCUGCUCACCACAGCUUUCAAAUACUUACAGUGUUGGUUCUGGGGGUUGUUUCUUCAUUCACAAAAUAAAAGCUUUAUAAGUAAUUUGCCUUUCUCUUUAUAUUGCUAUGAGCUGGCCAUCAUCACUGCUGUUUGUUUCAACUCUGUUACUGAACCAGGUGUCUAAAAUUACCUAGCUCUGGCCUCAAGCACAGGCCCACCUCCCUGCUGGGCAUGUUGGUUCUGCCACCUAUUUUAAGAAGGGAGGAAUUCUUGUGUGCCGGUGAGUGAAAACCAGAAGAUAAAAAACAAUAGUUGAGAAAAAUAAGAGGAAAAAAUGAAAAUCAGGUCAUAACACACCCCAGGAACAUUGUCUGGAAGAAAAUUAAGCCAAUGGUGGAGCACACUCAACAGUCUUUGGAGAGCACAGCUGACUGCAAAGGGACUCAGAAAUUCUCACUGAUGAAAAUCUUGUCUCCUUUGAUGAUUCCCACCACAGGGUGUGUAAGUCACCAGCACCAACUCAAAUGUGCAGCAGUCUCCAACAAGUAUAUGUCCUUCCCAGCCCUACACAGAUAUUCUCAGAGCUCAGGAGACAGCCAUGUCUCCAUAUGUUGACAUUCAACACCAUUUCUAUUGACAGCUUUAGGAAAAAUAUGAAGGACGAAUAAUCCUUCUAUUCAUUUCCCUAUGGAGUGAACUGGGGAGAAAGAAAAUCUUAUUAUUCUCCUUUGGGACAUAAAGGAACAUCAUUGCACAAAAAAAACAACAGGGCAGUGGAGCAGCCACAGAAAUUAUUCACUCUCUUUCUUGCAUGUGGGUGGAGACUCAUGCACUCAAAAUCAUCAGACUUCACAUCAGGCUGAUUUAAUUGGAUUUAUUGGAGGAAAACAAUUAGUCAUCCCUUUAAAUUGUCAUUAUGAUAGAAAUCUCGAUAUGUAUACAUGAUUGUCAAGGCAGAGAACCACUUGCGAUGUAGCCCCAUUAACAAUUUGCAGAACUGCAAACUCAUUACGCAGAUAAAACUUUUGCAAUGCCUUAAUAAUACAUGCAUGGAGUAAAUACACAUUCUCCCUUCUUUUUGGACAUGGAUGCGGUUAUGAACUUGUUAUCAAUCACAAGACCUGCAAUAUUAGGCACACUGACAUUCCUUGAUUAAGAUUAAAGCCUUUGUAGAAAACAUGCUUGCAUUUUCAUUAGAAGUCAACUGAGGGAUGUUUUGCAGUUGGAGAUAUUUGGGGAGUCACUAUUCUGGGCAGACUAGGCUCUUUUAUUCCCACUGUUUUCUGGCUCAAAUAAAAUAUCUAUCUAAAAAGAGGCCCAAAUGGGCCAAAAUAUUGUUUCUCAACUAGAGAUCAAUGUACAGCAAGUCACUGAUGUUGUGUUGACCAAAACAUGAAUCGCACCAACUGAGCUGCAACCUUGCACACUCUUCACUUUGGGGGUCAUGCUCGAUCUAAUAAGACACAGCAUGUGUGAUGCCAUGCUGGGCUCAGGGGAUGCAAGAUGAGAGAUGGAAAAGCUCAGAGCUGCUCCGAGCAACCCCCUAGGAGCUCCCACCCACCAGGAACCACAGCACACAUCCACCUCCUCAUGGAGCCUCACACCAGGUGCUGCCCCAGCAAUCUGAACUCAGGCUGGUUGACAGCUGUAUCUGAUGGUUUGUUGUGCUGCCAUACAGUGAUUUGGCAAUGGCACAGCCCUGGCUGAGCACCAGCCUUUGAAGGGGGGCUCAAGACUUCUCGGUGUUUUCGGCCACCAUGGAGAACAAUUUCCAAGGACUAUGCCACCAAGCAUGGUGCUUGCUCCCCAGGCCUGCAGCUUGGCAUGCCCUUGCCAGGAGCACAGAGCAAUUCCCAGUCCUUUCAGAUGACUGCUUUGAGUGUUGGGAACUCAAGGGUUUUCCACACAGCAGCCACUCAGGAGCUGGGACCAAAGGCCUGGUGAUGCCUACAA